GCGACGCGGUCGGUGCUCCUCGCCGAAGCCGCUGGCCCGGUCCGCGCUUGCCAGGCUUCCUCCUCGGCGCCCGUAACAGGCUGACCGGGGUCGGGAAGCAACUUCGAGCGACUUCGGUUGGACAGAGAAGUCGGGAACCCUCGCUUAGAGACUGCCGGGUUCCUAAAGAGCGUUCAGAGAGCCCCAGCUGAAUCGACAUAGCGAGAGGCAUCAACCGCGCGCCUCAGCCGCCCGUCGUCCGUCUGCCUCCCACAGUGCUGGCAAAGUGAAGCGAGCCCGCGCAGAACGAAAUCGAAGCCAGCGGCGAUGACCACGUGGUGGCGGGCGUGGCGCGGGCGCGGCGCGGGGCGCCGGUGACGGCGGCGCGCGGUGCAUGUCUUCCCUGUGCUUCGUGUGCCAGCUGCCCAUCCUCAGCCACCAGACAUGGGGCACCUGGCCACAACAGCCGGACAGCGACACCGAGCCGCAAGACGACGAGCCGGCGGAAGAGGACGAAGAGGAGGAGGACGAGGAAGACCGUGUGGCGCUGCUCGCCUCGACGGGAGACAACACUUCCUCGAAGUCGGACUCGGCGGCCUGCCUUACAUCGGUCUCGUCAUCCCUCGCAUCGGCGAUCACCAGGAACUGCCGUUCACCCCAGGAGGCAAGGUCGCCUGGCGACGGCGCGUCAGCCGACAGGGGAUGCCGCAGCCGCCGUCCCAGCCAGCCCGUGGUGACUCCUCAGCGGCGGCGCAGCAGUGCCGCCACAGCCACGGGCGGUCCUCUGCCGGACUGGGAGGGCGGCGGCGACACCUUCCACGAGGACUGCCUCGUGUGCGAGACGUGUGGCCUGCGCCUGGCGGGCUCCAGCUGGCAGGCGGCGCACCGCUUCCAAAACAAGAUCUACUGUGGCCUGCACUAUGCCGACGUGACGGGCCUGUCCAGCGGCGAGGAGUUCCUGGCCAAGCUACGCGAAUACAAGCGUCAGUCGCUGGGCUGUGCCGAGGCGAGACGCAAGAGCUCCACAACGCUCACCUUUCCCGUGCCCGUGCAGGCAUGCCCGGGCACUCCGUGCGAGCAGUACCCGCACUGCAUCAAGGCGACGCCGGGCUACUGGAUCGAGUGCGCAGGACCCAAGAAGGAGUCGGACGCCCUGCUGGAUGCCGUGGACGGCGCAGACAGCUGCGGCUUGCCAUCCAACGUGUCCGGCGGCCUGGAACUGGUGUCCCGCGACGAGGACACUUACGAGAGGCAUUUCUACGGCAAAGAACACUGGAACUACUUCACCAACGACGAGGCCCUAGGACCCGUCAUCAUGAGCCUCAGGCAGGAGAACAUCAACAACAGGGACCAGUUCAGGGUGAUGCUUCGCACGGUGACCUACAACCUGCACGGCCUCAUCCCGGCCUCGUGCGUGUGCGCCAACCGUUAUGACCGCGAAGCCAUCGUGCGCUGCCUGGGCGACGAGGCGGGACUCAAGCCGUGCCUCACGCUCGGGCAGCUGCCCUCCACGCCCGACGAGCUGCUCAAGCUAGACCAGGUGUUUGUGAAGUCGGAGCUUAAAGUGGGCGUCGUCUACGUCAAAGAGGGCCAAAACACCGAGGAACAGAUCCUGAACAACAGAACCCACAGCGCCUUAUUUGAGGAGUUUCUUUGUCUUCUGGGAGACCGCGUACGCCUUAAAGGUUUCGACAAGUACAAAGGAGGCCUGGACACCGUCCACGACCUGACCGGCACUGAGUCCGUGUACACUGCCUGGAAGAGCAUCGAGAUCAUGUUUCACGUCUCUACCAUGCUUCCGCACGAGGAGCACGACCCGCAGAAGCUUCAGAAGAAGCGGCACAUCGGCAACGACAUCGUCUGCAUGGUGUUCCUGGAGGCGGACAACACGCUUUUCUCACCGGCCUGCAUCAAGUCGCACUUCCUGCACGUCUUCAUAGUCGUGCGAGCAUCGCCAAACAAACCGCCCGGAGCGCACACCGUCUACGAAGUGUCCGUAGUGUCCAGAGAUGAGGUGGGCGCCUUCAAGCCGUACCUGUGGCAUCGAUCAGUCUUUCCCAAAGGAGUACAGUUUCGAGAGUGGCUGCUCACAAAGAUCGUUAAUGGGGAACGUACAAGCUACUCGGCGCCCAAGUUUGCAAGAAUGCAGGACCGGACACGCAGCCAGAUGUUGGAGGACAUGGUGACCAACCUGCAGAACCACGCAGAAACGGGCCAGAUUCCGAAGCCUUACCGGCGCGGAUCGUGGCGCCCCAUCGGCCACAUGCGACCCUCGUCUCCGCUGCUGGACAGUGUGCGCGACCCGUUCGAAGGAUACGACCAGCUCGCUAGGGACUUCGCUAAGAUGUUUCAGGGAACGCGCCAGCUAUGCGACGUCGUCUUCAACGUAGGACAGGGUAAAGACAAGACGAAGGUGUACGCCGUCAGAGCCAUCUUGGGAGUCCGCAGUCGCGUGUUUCUCGAGAUGCUGUACGGAUUCAGUACGGGCUUUGGCCUUGGCGUGACCGGAACGGCUGACACCCCUUCCAAGGUGGUCAGUCCAUCUGGCCCAAAGUCGAGCAACUAUCUUCAGGUACCGGACAUCCACGAGAGCCCGCGCAACAAGAGCGCUCCGUCCAGCCCGAUGAUGAUUCGCGCCUUCUCCCGCCUCGGAAACUGGACGGGCUGGAGUUCCCGCAGCAGCAGUAAGGACUCUUUAAUACCUGAUGAUAUCGGGGGCCUCAAGCGCUGGCAGAGUGAGUGCAAUUGCAAAGAGAAGGAGAAAGAGAAAAAUACUGCGAUGGCGGGGGCCACAGUAACGCUGAGCGUUUGCGCGGACGCUCACAAGGUGGACAGGACCAAGCUGUGUCAACACGAGUUCAACAUCAUCGAGUUCGACAGCGACACGUUCCAGCUGCUGGUGGACUACCUGCACUGCGGCACGUGCCCGCUCAGCUGCGAGUCCAUUCCGGGCCUGAUCUGCGCCGCCGAGCACUACGACCUGCCGGAGCUGCUGCAGGCCUGCUUCCACCACGCCAAGCAGCACCUGAGGCUCUCGGUGGUCUGCGGCAUGCUGAACGUGCUGGAGAACUACUACUGGCGCUACACGUCGGCGACCGAGCUGGUCAACAUGAUACUGCAGUUCGUGGACACGCGCGCAUCGGCGCUGUUCGCGGGCCAAGACUUCCUCGAGCUGUCCGAGUCCAUGUUCCAGACCAUCAUCGGCCGCGAGCUCAACAUACCCGAAGUCACGAAGUUCGAAGUCAUGCUUCGUUGGGCCACACACCACGUGAAGACCAUCAACCGACCAGACCCCAGAGAACUUCAGUGCACCAUGAACCGACUAACUAGAGACUUGAAGCUUUACCUCAUACCACCACAAGAGUUGAUAAAAGUGGUCCUCCCAACAAAGACAAUCAGCCAUGAGGAGAUUCUAGACACCCUGCUCUACCAGGCCGACACCGGCAUGUUUCGCGUACGCCGGUCAUACAUAGAGGCUGUCGACAGCCGCAGAGACCGGUACCUGCUCAGCCAGAAGCUCACCGGGUACCGGAGAUAACGUCGUCGCAAACCACUCACCGAUAGCACUAAGCCUGCGGAGACUGCCGGUACUCGACCGCUUCGGAGGCGGCGCACGUGCAAUGUUCGUCGUGAAGUGCCGGAUCCUGAUUUGGUGUUGGAGUUUCCGACCGGCGAAAUUGUCUGCGCGAGAAACGAAAAGUCCGAAACGAUUCAUGCUUCUUGUUGCCCUUAUAAGGAUGAUAAAAUUAGAAAAUUUUCCUUCUCUUUGUUUUUUUUGUUUUGUUUUUGUUUUGUUUUGCUCUCUGAUGCUAAGAAGGAAACCACCGUCGUCUAUGUACCCUCUUUCAUCUAUUGUCGAUAUUCAUGAAAAAUGAGUUCUCCUUCGAUUUAAACCCCUCGCGCUACGAAAACAAAGGGCAUAACUUUGCCUAUUUUUUUUUUUUUAAUAAACGACAUGUGCCAUGAGCGAUAAAUCAUGCUAACGUUUCUUGAAAGGUAGAAGGGCAGGAAUGCACAAUAGUAAGAAGCAAUUUGGUCACCAAAGUAACCGCGAAAAAAUAUAUAUGCGUACUGGAACCUAAUUUCGUUUGUCGAGGCAUGUGGAUAAACUGCUAUCGAAGUACAGGCCCGACCUACAUAGGUAAGACCCCGAUAAUGUUAGAGGAAUAGCAGCUGGCAUCUUUACUUCAGGAGUAAAUAAAGAUUUCUUAUAUCUAUUUCGCCUGUCAGGAGAUAGGCAACGGCAUGUUUCUGCCCAUUCGAACUUGCUACAUCAAGUACAUAAAGUCGACUCAGCAGUAUUUAAAUAUACAGGUGACCAGUCUAGUAUCGCUCACCGAUUCUUCAACUUAGAGCACGCGCGAUGUAUCUGACGUGCCCAAACUUAUUUUGUCACAUCUAUGGACACGUGCCACAAAAGCACCAACUGGCUGACGCAGGCUUCAGCUUUUAAUUCACCUGUUUGCCUCAAUUUAGCGUCCUAAAUUGGCCUCAACAAACCAAAUGCAUUUCCUGUUAAACAUGGUUUGGGACAGACACGUUUAAAUUUUAAGAAUGGUAGCCUUCUCUAAAUGGUAUUCUUUCGUUGCUUCGACGCGCCUGUUCCAGAUGAAGUCUAUCUUUAUGCGCUUCUUGUGUUUUGGUACUGUAUUACGACAUCCGCUCUGCAAUCUACGCUAAGCAUUAAAGCCUGCACUGGUGCUCUAAAUGUAUUUUCUCGGCGGUUACGUCAUAGAAGCUGACGUCUCUGCGGUUUCUUUGGGCUUCUUAUUUUGUUCGAAAGCCGCAUUCCAGCAUUUAAGAGCGGAGGUAGAUCUGCGUAUGCUUUAUAGUACCAGCAACAGUGCAGACAGGAGUGAGAACCAUAACAAGUUCAGAAGGAGUGUCCGCGCUCACUUUCUGGUGACAGGUUUCUUGAUUGUGACAUGUAAAAACGUCAUGUAUAUAGACCAUUUGACGUCAGCACAAUAUUGUUCAGAAUACACUGAGUGUGUAAUACAAGUUGUUCAUAAGUGUAUAGACGUGCAUGCCUGAGUAACGUAUGCAAAAGUGUUGUUAGGCACACAUAGCGUAGCGGAUACCAAAGUACACUCUCAAGAGACAGAAAUAAGAGUUCCCGAAUGGUACACUGACGUACGAUAUUUGCAUGGCUCGCGGUCAUGUGCAGGUUUUGUGCAGCUAAGGUUUUAACGCCGACGAGAAUGCCAGCACAUGUGCAAGGGUCCCAAUUUAGAUUAUUUUAUAAUAUCCCCAUUCCAAGUUCAAGAUGCCAGCAUAGUUCUGAACUUACCUUAAGAAUACAUUCAGGCAGUGAGAGUCGGUGUAAACAUAAGGUCGUAGUUAUAAAAGAAAAAAAGUAACCUAUCCUAAGUGCGCCGCGGGCACUUCACGGACCAAAUACCAUGUGAGAAACAAAAAAAAAAGAUUCAUAUUAUAUUACACCACUUAUUUUGACCGCUUUCAACUUAGUCAAGGCCAGAACGCGUCAGUGAGAUCAAAUGGUGCGUCCACUAGUGAGCCGAGACCACUGGCUACGUUAAAGCUGAUGUAAUAUUGCAGAAGAAUAUUUUUUGAAGAUGUGAGACCCGUUGGUUACUGGCGUAGAAUACUGAGAAUUAAACGCAGUAAAGGCAUUUUUGUACUGUUGAACAGAAUAAGAAAUUUGUGCUACUUGUAUAUAUCACCCUUCAUUAAAAAUUAUAAGGUCGUCUCAGUCACCCUGAUGACCAUGGAAAAGGGCCUAUCUGUCGUUUUCCUGAAGACUGAACAGAAGCAAAGCGUAGUCCUUGUUUUACUUAGGGACUAGUCUGUUGUCAUUCUCCUUGCUUAUAUAAUACAGGACGCGCGAAGCUUCAGGGAAGCUCCUUUAGUCGGUUACUUGCCCCUAAGAAAAUGUUAAGGUAUUACGAGAUUUAUACUUCUAGAGCACAGGGCCACGUAUUUUGUAUCUGGCGACGACGACCGCGCAUGUUUCGUCAAUGGCAUUCACUUACACCGGCGCCAAAGCGAAAUGGGAAAGAGUACCCGUAAACAUAAGCACAAGUGUGGCCUCAUACGAUAAUUGCAGUGUUGUGUCGUAUGCAAGUUCUUCCGCACACACUUGUAGACACUGUGUCAAACUAGUGAACGCCUCAGGGCUGCUGUGUUUCGUGCACAUGUUUCUAGGCACUGAAUGUUACCCUAUUCAUUGUAUAACUGUUCGUUCCUGCAUGCCGGUUCGAUAAAAAGAGAGGAAAAGAAAGAACGAACAAAAGUUGUCUUAGCGGAAAGAAUGGGAAUAGUGAAGAAGCGGAAUCGUUAGUGUUGUUUGCUCCACCGAACGUGCCUCACACGGAUCAUUCGUGCCUUGGUGGAUGUACACACACACGCCGAGUCAACACUGUAUCCGGGCAAGUCAUACAACGUCAGCUUGUUACUCGCUUGCUCACAAAAAUAAGCGCAUGAGCCGUAGCAUAUCGUAUUCGGCGUUCAAGCGACUUCAUCGCCUUUUGCUCCGCUGCAUUCCAUAAUUGGGUAUCUUAUUAAGAUGCCUUUGACGCCAGUUUGUUGACUUCUAAAAUGCGGCAAAUGGGUUUACGCCCCUAAUCUGAACAAAAGAGCUCUCCUACUAGUAUAAAACUCGCUGUUGCUUUUUAGAGGUGAAACGAAAAGUUGAACGGGUAGUUCUGUAGCGAUAGCUGGCGAAAAUUCACUUAGUAAGUAAACAUAGAAUUCGGAGGAUCACACUCAAGGCAACCGUGUGCAACUUAACGGUAAGGAUCUCCAGCAUCGUUUGGUGGUGACAAGGCCCUGAACAUAAUCAGAGCAGUGAUUAAGUAACAUAAGCGUCAUUUGCUUGCACUGAACAAAGCAUUUUCUACUGCAGAAAGGCCUGAAGCUGCACGCCAUUUUCUUAGUACGAACCGAAGCACUAUCUAAUAUAGGGACGAGACAUGACUUUGGAAAUUAUUUUGUAGAGGUACGUGACGUCUUUUAUCACCGCGUUACCGCCGCAUCUCACUGAUGAAGGUCUGGUGCUCCGCCUUAGAGCUUGUUGCAACCUUUGAGAAAAUUCAUCGCGCUUUACCUCUUGUCUCCAAAAGUAUCAAGAAUGGUCGAGGACGGACAGUGGCCGCAGGUUCAGGCAUUAGGUGUCUCACUUUAAAUAGCUGUCAUGCUUGAGGGGUAUAAGACCGAAUCAAUGGCAGCAAUUCACGUGGCCAGCGAGAUUUACUAGCAAACAGGUGGUAUAAUUGCAGACCACCGAUCAAAACUAUUGAUUAGCUGAAAGUUUUUUUUUUCACAGAAAGGACAACAGGCUCAAUUCAUAAAUCACGCAUAGAGAAAUCGGUGCACUUGCACGAAGAAAAGCAUGGAAAGGGCUUGCGGAAGCAACCAUGGUUGACGUUUUGUGCCGCAGAAAACAAGCAUGCAGCGUACUAUCGAGUUGUGCAUUUUUCAACCACCAUAUGGCGCAGGCAAGACACAGGUUCCGAGGCUCAGCGGCAUUACAUGAUGGCGUAUUUCUGUUCCCGAUACCUCUUUUCCAGCUGAACGCGAAAGCUUGGCACUUAACUUCACUAGCAGCGUUGGCAAGCACUAACAUUGAAUUAAGUUCUUGGGUUUCCUAACCUGCAACUGUGCUUUGAGCAAAUCCGUAGCGUAGGGUUCCGGAUAAACCUCUACCGCCCGGUUUUUUUUUAAGAGGAAGCUUUAGCUCGGGCCCAACUCCGACGCGGCCUAUUAAAAUGCAUGUAAAACACAAAAACCUUUUUAUGAGAUAACCCCUGGACCGAUUUUAAUAACAUAUGUUGCAUUUGAAAGAGAAAGUUAUAUUCUAGUGACUGUUGGAAGCGAAAUUUCGAUUUAGGGCUUGAAUUUUCUUAAAACGAUUUUCAAAUAUUUGACCGUUUGAGAAAUAUAGAAGCACGAAGUUUACAAAUUUGUAGCUCUGCAUAAAGAACUGAUAUCGCGGUUCUGUAAACGGCAUCCAUUAGAUCAUUCAAAGCGGACAAAUUUGAUAUGUCAUUUCACAUCUUACGUGAAUUUGUUACGUUGGUUACAAGGGUUCUGCAAAAUCUGUAUUUCCAUAUUACCAAUUUUUUUUUAUAUUCAUGUGUAACAUAUUUGGUCCGCUUUAGAUGUACUAUUAGAUACAAUUCACAGAAUUGUAUUAUCAUUUUUCGUUGUUGAGUUACAGAGUUGUAAACUUGAUAGGUUUGUUUUUUGAAAAUUUUCGAUUUUUGCCAAUUUUUAAUAAAAAAUUGACAACCUAACUCGAAAAUUCGAAAGCAACAGUCACUAGAGUUUAAGUUUUUCUUUUAAAUACAACAAACCUCGUCAAAUUUGGUGUAGUAGUUGCCAAGAAAAACGAAUUCUCCGUUUACAUGUAUUUAGAUAGGAGCACCCGAGCUAAAGCUUCCUCUUAAUGGCACCCCAAAAAUCAUGGCGCUUGAGUGUUCUUGCGCUCCGUGCCCGUCGGAUUGAACCUGCGCCCUCGUGUCGCGGGUCCGACAGCGCGGUUUUCAAACACUAAUGUUUGAAGCAUGUGGCCAUGAGUGGUGCAGGCUAACACUCCCAAAGCUAGAUCUAGUACGCAUGCACUAAUACCUUAUAACAUGGACGGGAGCAAGCCCGACGCGGUGGUUCGAUGGUAACGCAUCGCGCGCGUAAUCCGAAAGGCGUGUGUUAGGCUUCCACCGGCUAGAAGUUGUCUUGUCGCCCACAUUUGUUUGCCUUGUUAUUUCUGCAUUUCGUUUUAAAAAAAGGACAAGAAUUCAGUUCCUCUAUGCGUACCCUUAAUUCACCGUCCAUUUGGCUUCACAUCGCUGUAGCUAAGAAAAUUCUAGGCCCUCUGUUCCAUUCUCAUUCUUACGCGCCCACUGGAUCUGCGUAAGCUGAGUAUGCAUCACGCUUAAAUUCAGGAGGCGCUUAUCGUAGAAAAUCAGUGAAAAAUCCCAUCUUGCCUUAAAAGUACUUCUCCUAUAGAGAACUCGUAUCAUAUUUUUGGCUGCUAUCUUAGGUUUACAUGCGCUGCAGUGAAUUGGGAAACUUUCUGCUGGCACCAUUUGAAGCACACGUUGUGGGGCUCGAACGCACUGAUGCAAAUUCUUCUUUCACUGAAGCAUUGUGUAGUAAACAAGAAGUGAUACACGGUUGCCAUAGGUAUCCUCCUCCGAUAGACCGCAUAAUCUGGAGCAAGAGACGAUACUGCAGCAGCCUGUCGUGAUGCUUACCAGUGCUGCAUAAAUGAUUGCGAUGUCCUUGAGAUAACCAAAAAUCUUGAACAGACUUUACCAAGGCUGAUGUGUUGACGUCCACCGAGCACUGCAAUUUCAUGUCGUAUGUUACACGUGCCUAUCAAGGUCGGAGAAACAGAGCAAAUGUGUGGUUUUGGUUUCUUUUUUCUACACUACUGCCACAAGCUCAAGAGAAAAAAAAAAGAAAUAUACACAUGUUAUGAUGCACGCAACCGUACAUUUCCCUCCCGCAAAUAAGUGCCGCAGCGCGGAACACUGAACGUAACAGAAAUGUGAUGUUGACGUAAACUGAUAUUUUUUUUAAACGACGCCAUCGGCGAACGGUUAGACUUCAACUAACGCCAAAUACAGGCGCGGUGCAGUGAUACACGAUGCUUAGAUCUACGUGAACCGAUUGUAAACGAACGUGGGUCUGUAAGUCUCGCAUAUGCAAUAAUUCGUGCUCGUUUUCACAGUAUGGCGCACAAAAUGAGACAUUGAGAAAUCAAGAAACAGUGGAAGCAGGCCUAUGUGUACAGAGUGUGCGAAAAGUCACCGCCUACUUAAUAUUUUUAUCUUUAAAUAUUACGCACGUAUUUCAGUCUCAAAUGUAACACAAGGUAUAAGAAAACAGCCUGCGCAAUGAAUGAUGUAGCCGUAGAACAUGAACGCAAAACAAACACACUGCGUAUUUUUCUUGUGCCUGCUACGUCUAUCCGCAUAGUUCAAGUGCUUUUAUAGCAGUGCUUGGCCACCACGCCUGACCAUUGCCGACAGCACUCAGAACUGUCCUCUUUAGCUUGGUGCGACAGAAGCAGGCAAUUUUUGGCAUUCAGAUUUCUCGAUGUUAAGAUCAGACAAAUUGCAACCUCCAUAGGAACUUUAGCGUGACUAUGUUUUUCUGAAUUGUUUUGCCCAGGUGUGGAAAAACAUGCCUAGAAAAUGAACAGAAAAGGACAGAAAAUAUUUCUUAACAAUAGUAGUGAUUCAAGGAAGCGCAGUGAUUUGUUCUAGCACAGAUUCCCAUGAAAGCAUUUUAGUUGGCUAAUAAAUGAAAAAUAAAGGCACGAACUUUAGUAAGGUUACUGCACACAAUGCCUAAAGAAACAGUAUUUCUAAGCGUCGCCAAUGAUGCUAUCGCUAUCGUCUUCAUCUCGCCAAUACGGCAGCUGUGGUGGGAGCACGUCAGGUUAGAACUUUCGAAACACAAGCAUCAGCUAAUACAGUUCAGUAUCAGCUGUAGUAGAAUAAAACCGUACAGAUAUUUUUUAUCAGAGUGAAAGCCGCCUGCUAACAUUCAAACUGGUGCAGACAUAAGCAUUAGAAGAUUGAUUCAAUACACUUGUUAUACACGCUAGCGUAAAGGUGCUUUGUGUUAGUGAGUAGUCGCUACCACUUAGAAUAUCAUAAAUUACUCAGACAAGAAUAGCAAAGUUCCUCCGAAUUUUCGUGGCAAACCUUGGGUUUUUACUGCGCGCAUUCAUGUUCCUGCGGCUAUGUGGCACGAAAAUCACGAAAGUGGCAUACUUAGUGAAAAACAGCUUUAUUUUUAGAUGUCUAAAGUGCUACGUAAGGUUACAUCUUCCACCUUGCUUUCUUUGAGCGAUGUUACGAGCACCAAACAAACAGACCUACGCAAAGUAACACAUCAAAUUUUCAGCAAUAGCGCACCGCGCCUGCCUGACGAGGAUCAGCAGCAGCCCUGGCAUACGUGAAAGGACCUGUCAGCCACAGAAGUUCGGCGGCUACAGCUGCGAAAAGAAAAACGUCAAGCUACCGAACUUUUCUUUUUCGCUAGUGUUCUCGGUGUUCUGCGCUGCGAGCACCGGUAGCCAGCAAAAUGUGAAAGCAACAAAAAAAAAAACUUGUUUGAGAGACUUGUGUAAAUUAUAUGCAGAAAGUUGUAUAUGCAUAUGUUGUAUGUAGCGCUAUAUGUCAGAGUAUUUUUCUGUGGAGCUGUUGUCGUUGCCAGCUGUUGUAGUUGCAGAAGGAGAAAAAAAAACUACUUACUGGAGCAGACGUCUUGGAGAGGCAGAGAUUUUAUAUAGAAGACUGUUUUAUAAAUAGCGCAGUGUAGAUAAAUUCAUCGGCCCUAGAAGGUCUGUCGUUGGUCAUAGAUGUUUUAGGAGUUGUUGAUGGCAAAAAAAAAAAGGUCACUGAGUGAGUUACCUGAACAAAUUCCUUUUCUCUGCACGGGAUCAUCGGCCCUUUAGUACUGAGGCUGAAUCAUUUUCUGCCCAGGGAAAGGCCGCCGUUUUUCUCCUCCUGGCAAGAGCUCGACAACUGCUUUCAUUGUGCCCCUAUGUGUUCGAAGCAAAUGAAAAGUACGUGACACUGUCCAAGAAGCACAUGUUGUACAUCGCUGUUUCGUCGGUGUGUACUAUAUCAGUAUUUUUUUUCUCUCUCUCUCGUUUGUGCUCGAGCAACUCACCGAAAGUGUUCUUCUGAGAAAGGCGGUUCUGUAUGUGUUAUCGAUUGGAAAAGUAACAACUUCACUGAAACUUUUCAUAGCACUUUUCAGUGACUAAAUAACUGGACAAGUGUACACCGAAGAAGUUUACUAUUCAAUUGUUGACUGAAAUUAGUGACAUUAUAGAUGUUUAUUCAUGUUUUGAAUACUCAACUCUAUUGGGGGAAAAGAAAUGCGAACACUUGGGCGUGCGGUCCGAGAGUAUUGCCACGCCCUCUACGAGCAAGUUUCGAAAUCUGCGCGCGUGAACAGUAUCUAACCCAACGGCCUAGUCACACUAGAGCCUAACCUUUCAGAAUCGUCAGUUAGAAAGAGCAGCACUUCUCUCAGACAGCAUUGUCUGGAGUUCGCGUUUCUUAUUAACGCACCUGUACUUUGCGGCGUUUUAUAUUUUCCUAAAUAAUUCGCGAUUUCGUAAAUUGUGCCAACCAUCGCACAGGAGGAGUACAUAUAAGCGGCACACAGUGUGGUUCUUGUUUGAUUUGUCUUUUAUCUGUUCGACUGAGUGCAUGUAGUUGAAAUUCUGUUCCACAUGAAGUGAGACACGUUCUCUGUAUUUUCUAGCCACUCUGUGGAAGUUACGUGGCAAUGACUUUCGCACGAACAUUGCAAGUGUAGGGUUUUAUCACCCCACCACCCCAUCCCCUAUAUUAAUGCAAGAAACAACACCUCGCUUCACAUAUGGCGUUCUUAGUCCCUUCUCUAAAGAACAGUGACAGCAGCUGAAAACAGUUUUACUGGUGUGGCAAGUUAGUGUUCACUGUGUACUUCACCCUCAUCUCUGAAACAGAAAUGUUGAGCUGGGAAACCAAAUCAUCCAAGCACAUCCCCACCGCAAACGCCACACCCACUGAACUCAACGCGGUUUCCGAAUAAAUGUAUUUUGGUACAUA
Molecule: messenger RNA, 12560 nt
Organism: Dermacentor andersoni
Lineage: Eukaryota; Metazoa; Arthropoda; Arachnida; Ixodida; Ixodidae
Gene: rsh
Product: Rap GTPase activating protein radish
Biological process (GO): regulation of small GTPase mediated signal transduction
Cellular component (GO): cytoplasm
Molecular function (GO): protein binding; GTPase activator activity
Source: RefSeq, a predicted model, not a curated record